CUAACAGCCAGUCGGUCAACCUCGAACCUCAACCUUCACUCCAGAUUCGUCUCGCUUGCUUGUACACCGAUAACCUGACGGUUGGCUCUAAGUACCACAUUCACUUGGCCGCUGCGAAGACAUCCUGAAGGACAUCCUUGAUUCAAUCACAAUCAGAAUUCUACGACCGAACACAUCAUUGUUCUACAUCUGUCGUCAUCCAGCCACACCUCGUCAACCAUCAAAGAGAAGAAGGCUGUGGCACGCUGGGUUAACACGCCCUUGUACUUCGCCCAACAACCAUUGUCCUCGACAUAUUUUGAUACUAACUACGACUAGACAAAUCCCAAAGUCGUACUAGUUACUCGAGCAUAACAGCAAGGAGCCCCAUAAUAUAGUCACCAUGACUGGGCCACGCUCACUUCUCGACAUGGCUCUCAAGCUCGCCAUCGACAAUGCUCAGGAUAUCACCUGCCUGGACGACGUGCCACCCAAAAUCGCCAGCCAAAUCCUCAAAGCCGUCAGAACGCCAGAGCACCUCCGCACAAUCGAACUCCAUAGCGGCGACGAAAUCUACGAGCUGACCGCUGAAUCUUGGCGUCGCUUCAUCGAACGCAAGUACGGACUUCUCCAUAACAAGCACCGAUGGGAACCAAGCAACCCCAAAUCAUGGCACAAGGUGUAUGAGAAGUACGGCAAACUCCAGAAGGAGUCAGACGAACUCGCCACAGAGGCUCUCAGAGCGAAAAUGGCCGCCGUCAACGAUCAGAAAUCAUCGCGCACAACCACCAUUGUGUCUGCCCAGGUCGCUCGCAAGCUGCCAGCCCCUAAGGCCCGUACUUUCGGACCCGGCUUCCGUGGGUUCAGCACCUCCUCAGAUCCGCCCAUGAAAAGAGCCACGUUCCUACAAAAGGCCACUAGGGAGGCGAAGCUGGAUGCUCACCGCCGCAAGCUCGCCAAGCCUUCCGUCAUGCUCAUGGCUAGGAAGACGGAACUCACCCGGGCUCCUGACAGGUUGAUCGAAGAGAAACGUAUACAAAAUCAGUUCGACAUUGAUUCCGCCCCGAUCAUCGAGGGCCCUCGCAUCAGACCCGCAACAAGCUCGCGACAACAGAAAGACCGAGAAGCUCGCCUUCUGCAAAUCAAGAACGGAGGAAGAAGCGGCAGCUCCGGCCAUGCUCCUAACGUGUUGAGCUUUGACGAUGAUGACAACAGCCACCACAACGACAAAGGUGCCUCAGGCGACGACAUGGAUGAUCUCUUCGGCGACUUAGAUGAUGAAGACGCUCGCAGCCCCCCUUCGAGGUCCAAACGUGGUCUUCUUUCCGCCAGUCCUGGUGCCAACUCCCAACCUCGAGCCGCUGCUGCCAGUGCCAGGCCCACCACUACCAGUCGGCCGCCUCCAGCUUCGACAACAAAUGCUGGCCGUUCAUCAAACAUCGGACGUUCCCAACCUGCGACAUCAUUAUCUUCCGGUAGGCGCCCCGAAAGCUCGCCUGGGGCUAAGCGCAAGCAAGUCGACAUUUUCAUGAAGCCUACCAAGAAAGUUCGUCGUGUUUGAGGGGAGGAUCUCAAAGGAUAGGGUUGUAGUCGGGACCUGGGGAUCCUCGUGUGGUCCUGCAGGAAGACUUGAGAAGGGGUGUGAUGAUUGGGAGUUGAGGAUCCUCGUGUGGUCCUAGAGGUGGAGUUGAACGAGCAGGGUUAUGAUUGGGAAUAAAGGAUCUAUGGGAGUCAUGGAGUUGGAGAUGCUUAUUGGAACUGAGAUGGGAAAUUACCUGCUUACACCGAAAGAUAAGGGACGGGCAUAUAAUGUGGAGGAAGUUUCUGAUGUCAUAUCUAGGGAUCAACAUAUAUGGCGUUUUCGGUGGUUUGAGAUCUUGACAGGAACAGGGGCGUUGUUUUCGGGCAAUAUGACUACGGAGCGCAAUGGCUUGAGCCAAAUUUAGGGUGGGAGAAAUGGAACAAAAGCGAGGUACUUGCUCUUCCGCGCGACAAUAAAACACGUUUGGGUGGA
Neurospora hispaniola is the source of this 1993-nucleotide messenger RNA. RefSeq lists its product as uncharacterized. Gene Ontology annotation, biological process: transcription elongation by RNA polymerase II. The record is from RefSeq and is a predicted model, not a curated record. NCBI's taxonomy places the organism in Eukaryota, Fungi, Ascomycota, Sordariomycetes, Sordariales, Sordariaceae. The coding region runs from base 383 to 1540 and encodes 385 amino acids. The transcript has a single exon. Gene Ontology annotation, cellular component: nucleus; elongin complex.